Molecule: messenger RNA, 5866 nt
Organism: Ctenopharyngodon idella (grass carp)
Lineage: Eukaryota; Metazoa; Chordata; Actinopteri; Cypriniformes; Xenocyprididae
Gene: bmf1
Product: BCL2 modifying factor 1
Exons: 4
Coding region: 198-650 (150 amino acids)
Biological process (GO): positive regulation of apoptotic process; negative regulation of autophagy; apoptotic process
Cellular component (GO): myosin complex
Source: RefSeq, a predicted model, not a curated record
CGUGACGUCAAGAGGAGGCGGGGCCGAGCCGCUGGAACACGAGAGCGAGCUGAGCUCGAGCCGACAGCAGAAUGAAGUGGUCCGCUGGGGGACGCGCACUGUGAGAGCGCGUAACGUUAGCUAAUAUUUCUAAACUUCGCGCGAUUAUUUUAACGGAGCUGGACGACAGGCAAACACACUGGUGAGGAGUCCAGCUGAUGGAUGAGGAUGAGGAUGAUGUGUGCAGGAAGGGUCUACAGCGCUGGCCUUCCUCUCACGUGCAGAUAAAGCCUACAGAGACAUCAGGGCGUCCCCCUUUAUCACCCAACGGCAUGCUGCCCUGCCGAGUGCAUGAGCCCAGACGCUUUCUCUACGGUAACGCAGGAUUGCUACUACUAGCGCCGCCCAGCCGCUCUCAGCCUCCAGACGUCGCGCGGCGGGAGAACGUGCAGCCGAUGGAUCCGCCCGCGCCGCGGCCUGCGCACAGCGUCGAAACCCUCAUCGGGCAGAAGCUCCAGCUGAUUGGAGAUCAGUUCUACCAGGAACACAUGAUGCAUCACAGAAACCAAAGGAACCAGGAGCCCCUGUGGUGGCGUGUGGCAGUGGCGUUUUAUACGCUCCUGUUCAGGAGAGACGCCGACGCUCGGGACGGGAGGGCAAAUCGCAGGUGAAACAAAAACAAACUGCCAUCCGUGUCCCAGUCCACAUCACGGAGCGGGACGUUUAACGGCACUGUCUGAUAUCUAACACGGGUUUUGAGGGGGGAAAAACAAAGACUGAAAAGAAGAUGCCUCCGCAGGACGGGGGACGGUUUUUUAUGGUAACCUCUUUUCCCCCUACGAAGAUGCCAUGAUGUUCUUGAGAUUCUAACAGGAAUAUUUUCAUAAACAUUUUGAGGUAUUUUGUACAGUAUGCUGUCGGUGUUUAAGUUUCUUUGCACUUCCGUACGUGUAUUCGAAUGACCUCCGCGAGUCUUGGGAACGCCUUACCGUCCCACGCCACCGCCGAAGCGGACGGAUGAAGAUACGGAGGACGGUGGAUGGGGCUUUUCCUUCAGAAAUCUCCCAGGACGUCACUUACAAAUCUCCAAAGAGGCCGUUUCUCAGAACAAAGCUUUUUGCACCUCAGUUUUUCUUGGUGUUUUAAUGUUCUAUUUACUUUUUAUUACAUCAUUGUUGAAUUUUUUUCGUUCUUCCUGUUUUUUAAAUACUUUGAAUAUGAUCUAGACAUCCUUGUGUUUGUCAAGCAACCGAAGAGGGUUUGAUGAAGAGUUGAUGUACUGCUGUUAUUGUCUUUUUAUUUCAUUUGAUUUCAGUUAUUGGCAUCCAGCUAGUCAACAAUCAACAGCAUCAAACUUUACAAUUCAGUACUUUUGUGAAAAUGAAAAACUGCUCGAACAUAUUGUGGUUACACUUCACAAUAAGGUUUAAUUUGUUAACAUGAACUAACAAUGAACAAUACUUUUAAUCUCAACAUUAACUAAAAAAUUAUUAAGAUCAAAAGUUGUAUCUGUUAUCAUUAUUUAAUGCACUUUGAACUAAUAUGAACAUUAUAAGGUUAAUAAAUAUAUUGUUCAUUGUUCAUGAAUGUUAACAAAUGAGAUCUUGUUGUAAAGCGUUACCAAUAUAUUUUUAUCAGGCCUUAAAAUGCACCAAAUUUUGGAAAAUAUUAGAAUAAAGGGUAACACUUUACAAAAAGUUUUCAGUUGACUAACAAUGAACUAACAAUGAUAAAUACUUCUAAAGCAUCUUAAUGUUAAUAUCACACUCUAAAAAAAAUGCUGGGUUAAAAAUGGACCAACCCAGUGGUUGGGUUAAAUGUUUGCCCAACCUGCUAGGUAGUUUUAUUUAACUCAGCUAUUGUUUAAAAAUUACUGUAUUUCUUGCUUAAAAUGAACCCAAAAUAUGUUGGAAAUGAACAUUUAUUAAUAAGUUUAAUGAAUAAUAAUUAAACAAUAAACCUUUAUUAUGCUUAUUAAUAAAUGUUCACCUUUUGAUUAUUACUGUUGCUACCCAACCCAAUCAAAACAACCCAAUCGCUGCGUUAAAACAACCCAAUCGCUGGGUUUGUCUAUUUCCAACCCAACUUGGGUUGUUUUUAACCCAGCAUUUUUUAGUGUGCAACAUUUACUAAUACAUUAAUAAAAUCAAAAGUUUCUGUUUUAUUAUUUAAUUGACCUGAGCUGACAUGAACUAACUAUGAAUAGUGAUUAUUAACAAGGAUUAAUAAAUGUUUUGCUCAUUGUUAGUUGAUGCACUAAUGGGACCUUAUUGUAAAGUGUUACUCUAUAAACGUUCAGCAAAAUUGUUGACCUUACGUCUCCAGCUCACUCAGGUACUUCAGUCCACUCAAUUUAAAAUGGCCAAUAGAUACAAACCUGUUUUCACAUAUCGAAGAUCAUUUGUGUGCCUACAACACGAACAGAACGACCUAGACUGUGUUUACACUAACAUACAGCAAACAUAUCAGCCUCAGCCUUAUUGUAGUCGUCGGCUCUCUUCACGUCGUUUUGUUUUAUAUAUAUCAGCUAAAACUGUGGUUCUCUUCAUCCUGGCCAUCAGUUUCAUGGCCUGCGAGCAAUACUGUGUAAAUCUGUGAAGCGACUGCAUUGUUUCUCCUCUCAGGACACUUGGCGCUUUCGAUUUUCCUGUUUUAUUUUCUACUUUUAUACUAGGUGAUCUGUAAAGUUUUGGUGGUGUAAAUUUCUUUUCUUGUUUUUUUAAAUAGGACCACUACUUUAUUUGUAAAAGACGUGAGGAAGAACUUCUUCUGAAGACUGUAAUUAUUAUGUUUGAAGACACUGAUGCAUUCAAUGCUGUUCCUCUGAUUUGUCUAUCCUGUAUUUUUGUUUGUUUUUCAUCUUGAAGGAGUGACACAUAUUUCGUGAAACUUUCCCGCCAACAUGCAGUUCAAAUCGGAGAUGUUGGCAGAAUGAUUAAAUGAAGGAAAGCAUACACUUUUGUUUUUGUUUCACAUUUUGAAGACAAUACAGAUGAAAGUCCUCGUCAUUUAUCAGAACCGUGUCAAAUAUCGAAAUCCAGCAACAUUCAGCUCAUAUUUUCACCACAAAAAUCAAAAGAAAGAAACAAGAAUCAUUUUGCAUUUAAACUUAUUUUUAGGUCCAUUUAGUUCAGUUGUUUACCAGAGUUCUGAAACCAUACAAAACAUGCUGGGCAGUUUUAUUUAACCCAACUAUCAUUUAAAAAUUACUACAUGGCUGGCUUAAUAUGAACCCAAAAUCACUGGGUUUGUCCAUUUUUAAUCCAACAUGGGUUAUUUUUAACUCAGCAUUUUUACUGUGUAUUUAUUUCUAUAGUGCUUUAUACAAUACAGACAGUAAUAAACAGGAAAAUAAUGAUGCAAAUUCUGCAGUAAAUCAGCCCUAAAAAAGGCUGGAGUGUCUUUAUUCGAUUCAAUUGUCAUGACAAUAAUAAUGUCAGUGCAAAGUUAAUGUCCAACAGUCUUCCGUUUCUUGUGAUUUUGAGGUGGAAUAUGACUGAGAUUUGCCUGGUUUCCGGGGAUCUGUACUGGUUAGCCGUCAGCUCCACUGGUACAUUAGUAGGGUACAGGUACAGUUCUCGAUGGCUCUUUCAGAGCGAUUUGGGCCGCGGCUGAGAGCAUGUUGAAGCAUGUUGAAUGUUGCGCGAGGUGAACGUGAGUUUCCUGCAGAUUGUGAACGCUGAGCCAGUGUCGCGCGCUCAUCCGCCUCAUCGAGCCCACGCUCACGUAUGUGCACUCCUCCACUUCUUAUUUAUUUUUUUUUUCUUAUUUAUUUUGUUCCUUUUUUGUGUGUGUGUAUAUCGGCCCGUUGCUACUGUAUACAUUUCAUUGUGCAAUUCCUUUCUUUAUAUCCCUUGUUUAUACUAACGUUUUGUUGUUGUGCAUUUCUCGUGUUUGUUGUGUUGCUGAAGGAGGUUUAGGAUGAUUUUAAUCUGGUCACUGUUGUUCUGUUUGUUCAAAUCAACUAAGUGCCAUCAAAUGGAUUGAGCACGAGAGAAAUCAGAAGAAUCCUGAGAGAUUUUAUUGUAUAAUUAGGUUACAUAUUGUCAAAAACAUGUCCAGGUUGUAUUUUUCCCUCCAAAAUCGAGUAGAAAAAAGUUGCGUGAAUAAAUUUAAAUAUAAAUAAAUUAUAUUUAUUAAUUAAUUGUAAUAUAUUGGUCUGCCUGAAUACUCGAUGCACAGAUAGUUCCAGUCAGUUUAAUCACCGUUCUAUAUUAUUGCGCUGCGUUCAUUGAAGCGCGCGCACAUAUACGUCACUAACUUUGCACAGAAACUUCUUCUCAACGCUGACUUUUAUUAAUAAAUUAACUUCUCUGCUACUGAAUCGCUGCAUUAUAUCAUUCAGCAAGGACGGCGCUGUUUUUGAAGCAAUUCACAGCUUCAUUGGCUCAAAUAAAUUAAAAUAAAUGUUAUAAUUCAAUAAAAAUAAAAUAGGUAAUCUUACCGCACUACUUUAUCUCUGACUGAUUUAAAGCGGUAGCUGACAAAAAUAACCGCCAUUUUAACCCUUCCUGUCAAAUUUAGCACUGCGAACAUCGAUGACGGCUUUAACUUGUAAAAUAUAGGCUAUUUUUACGUAAAAACAUAUGCAUUUACAUAAAGCAUGUUUUUAGGUUACCUGAAAAACAUAUUCAAACACAAAUGAGUCAAUAGUUUUCUUAAAGUAAGAGUAAAAUGGGCAACUCCGAUGGUUUCAUGAGAAAUGUUUGAGAUCAUAUUAAGAUAUUUGACUUUUAGUUGCAGACCUUGGAGUUUUGAGCAAAUCUGAACACAUUUUGAGACCUAGUUCUGAAAGAUAUAAGAAAAAUACCUGCUUUUCAUCUGAUUUUGGUGUUAAAUAUGACCUGGACAUGUUUGUUUUGCAUCCUGUGAGCUUCACUCAAUCUUUUCAUGAAAUGAAUGAGGAAAACUAAUGAUGAAUUCUGCUUCUGAGGGUUCAAUCUCUCUAAUAUCCUAAAGAUAUUAGCUGAAAUCAUUGCGUUCAAUCAGAAUCCCAUUAUAACUGGAGGUCUUGAAGACAGUCGCAGUUUGUGUUAAUGAAACUAACCUUGUGAAGUGCUUUAUCUCUGUUUCUCUCUUUUUACAUGCACUGGAAAGUACUUUGUGUUUGAUUGAAUCUCAAGGGUUCUCGUAUCCCAGUGUUAUAGUAUCUCUAACAUGUCGCUCUUCUCAAGUUCUUGAGAUGUCAGGAAUAUAUAUAUAUUUUUUUUUUGUCUUCAAUGUUUUUGAUUCAGACGGUGCCCGUAUUAGUCUGAAAUCAACAACCCAUGAUGAAGCCAACAGUGUCUUUAACUGUAUUUCACUCCAUCUUUGUUUUGUUUUUGUUGUUUUGUAAGUUGAUAUUGACUGCUAUUGUUGGGGCUCAUUGGUUUUGGUUUCUAAAAUGGAUUUUCUUUCUGAAAUUGGUGGCUUUUUGAAGGCAGAUGUUUUUGUCAUUCAAUUUCCAACUGUGAUCAAGGGCUUUUUUAAUCUCAAAACAUUCCUUGUCAUCUGCAGUUCCAGAUUUUGCCACACAAUCAGGUUGGCAUAUUCUGCCUGGGCCUUCGUAUAUCCAACAGCUAAUGAUUUACAUUGAAAUGAACCCAUUCAGAAAGCCAUUUAUUGUAAGUAACGUAUGGAUUCAUCUAGUCUCGAGGCUCACACACUCACUGUACACCGAGAAAUGAGACCCAGCGAAGAUGUAGCAUGUGUGUAAACAUUGGGACUGUAUUCUGCACUCCUCACGUUGGUUUUGUUUCUGUUUUUGAUACAGUAUGGAAGUUCUAGUUUUUGUUAUAUAGUGCAAUAUGCUGUACAUAAGAGCUUUGCUCUACAAAAUACUUUUCUGAAGUUUUUUUGGUUGUUUCAUUGGUACACUUUUAUCAAUAAAAUCAUAUUAAAGUCUCAA